AUGCAAUCGGAGACCAGGAAUGAAUUCCAGUCCACAGAAAUAAUUAAAUAUCAAAGGGAUGCACGUUUUCAUAAAGAAAAGUGCGGAACAAAUAUUGUGGCUCAAACUGUUUAUCAAUCAGUAUUAAAACAAGAACAAAGCUUAUUUGUUACUUGCAUUCUACAUGCUGAUGGAGCUCCAAUAACAAAACGUAUUAGGAAUUGUAAAAGUAUGUGGAUAUUGCAAUUAUUUAUAGCUGAACUGCCCCCUUGUAUACGUUUUUCAAAAUCAAAUAUUAUGUUAUUAUCAAUAUGGACUGGGUCGUCAAAAGAAGGAUUUAAUCUUUUUCUUUGUGAUAUCGUAAAAAAAUUAAACAGUGUUCAGAAAGAUGGUUUAUUGAUAAAUAUCGAUCAAACUCAACGUAUCAUUCCAAUUCGUUUUCAGUUCUAUACUGGAGAUCUUCCUGCUCUGGAAACAAUGACAAACACUGUGCAACAUGGUGGUUAUCAUGCCUGUAUCUCGUGUAACAUUCAUGGUGAAUACGAUCACCAUCAGAAAACGGUACUUUACAUCCCAACAGGAAAUGAAAAGGAAAGAACACAGAGUGAUUACUACAAGCAUGUUGAAGAAGCUGAAAAAUGUACAACACGUCGUUCAGUAAGUGGUAUAUUUGGUUAUUCUAUAUUUGAACCUAUAUUUUCACAACGAAUUUUAACAUCAAUUAAACACGAUUAUAUGCAUUCGUCCUUGCUAGGCCAAGGAAAAAAAAUAUUAAUGAGUGUUGAUUUAGAUGUUAGGCAAGCCAAUAUUAUUGAUACAACUUUACUAAAUUUGACACUGCCAGAUGAAUUCCAUCGUCGUCCGCGUUCGAUUCAACGGUGUAGUUCAUGGAAAGCUCAAGGUUAUCGUACUGUUAUUUUGUAUUUAUGCCCGGUUAUUCUACGUGAUGUUCUCUCUGCUGAUCAUUAUGGACAUGUUCUGUUAUUUGUGUGUGCUAUCAGACUGUUACAUUGUGACUAUAUUAUUUAUAAGCAAGCUGAACUAGCGGAUAUUUUAUUGAAGACUUAUGAAAAUACAAUUGAUGAUUAUUAUGAUAAAAAAUUAUCAACCCUUGUGUUACAUGUUCAUCGACAUUUUUCAAAAGAAUUUUCGCUACAUGGAAUAUCACAUUUAAUUAAACAAAUAGUCGAUCAUUAUGAAAUCGAUCUUACAAUCGAUUCGAUAGAAAUAAACAACGAUCAACUCGAUGACGCUGGUGAUGAACAGUUAGAAUAUAUGUCAGAUAUUAUUUCUGACAGAUUCAAAAUACAACAUCCUAACAUUUGUAUCAGUUGUAAACAAAGUAUUACAUAUUACCAACAUAUGAAGCUUCAACGUGUUCAGUAUCAUGCUAGGUGCUAUACUCGUCGUGGCUUGGUCAACAAUUAUAUAAUUGCAUAUAAUAAUAGCAUUAGUGAUUGUGAAUAUGGUUAUAUUGAUUCAUUUGUUAAAUGUCAUUGCGGUAAAUUUAUAUGUGUAACUAAAUUAAGAAAACUAUCGUCAUUAACGGAUUAUUUAAAAGACUCAUGUUUUCAACCACUUCUUCAACGUAUAAUCGAUUAUUUCUUUUAUAUUGUACAAGAAACACGCGAAACUAUUCUUAUUAAAACAGAAGAUAUCUGGAGAAAAUGCGUUAUAUGUACAUUUGAUAACAAUCAUUUAAUAUCACCGGUGUCAGCAACAUAUGAACAUGACUGA
Messenger RNA from Didymodactylos carnosus, 1716 nucleotides. The record is from the annotation of a GenBank genome assembly. Lineage: Eukaryota; Metazoa; Rotifera; Eurotatoria; Philodinida; Philodinidae.